UGCUUUUAUGUUUCUUGACAGGAUUUGAAUGAAAAUCUCACAUCAUUGUGCUUAUUACUUCAAUGUGUAGAUAUGGCAACUGAAAGAACAUCAAAGAUGGCCUGAUAUCAAUCUAUUAUUCUUUUUCUUUUUUACAUUUGGGGAAAGGGAUGCUCUCACUUUGAAAUGAGCUUACAGCGUCUCUUUCUGAAGACUACAUGAAGGCUGAUUCAGUUUACUGAAACACCUAAAUUGACUACUGACUUCUAUCCCAUCCCAUCCCACGUUUCUCAGUUUUGAUAAGGGUUUCAAUACACCUCUACUCCACAAACUACAUAACUGGGCUGUUCCUUCAGGAAUUUAUCCUCUCUCCAUUGGUGUUAAUAUUUUUUUUGCAUCAUGGUAUUUUUUCACCAAACAAGCACCUUGGGUCUACUGAAGUCACUGAAGAAAAGUCACAUGUUUUAUCCCAUGCCAAAGCUUCAGCAGGUGCCCACUGUCUUGGGGUGCUUCAUUUUCACUACGUCAUAUCAGUGUGCAAAACCAGUGGACCACAAAACUACCACAUUGAGUUUUAAAGGUAAAGGUGAAGGUAUAAGGGAGACCAGAGUGAGGAAAGACUAUUCUUCUCCAAGCCCUUUCAACCUGUUUGCUGCUGGAGCAUCAAAGAGGAGAUCAGGGCUCUGUGAAGCCAUUGAAGAUUCGGAGCGCUCCAUCCUUUCGAGGCGGAUCACACUUCAUCCUCCAGAAAAACCUUUGAGUGCUGGCGAAUGGGAAGAGCUGAAGGGACAAUUUGAGGGACUGAGAAAGUUUGAAGUGGCUAUGUUUGAGCAAAUGAUAGCUUGCAACAGCCCCAUUGAUGUGGCCAAAUCCUUGUUGGCUGCAGUGGCUAAUCGAGAGGGAGAUAUUCACUACAAUAUUUUGCUGAAGUACUUGCGCCUGUGUGUCUCUCAGGGGAGCACGGAGGAGAUUUACGAUGUCCACGACAUUCUGAAAGCCAGAUUUAAGACUUUAGAAACAUCAGGUUAUGGUCUUCUCAUCAGAGGUCUGAGUGGUACACCACGCUGGAGGGAGGCCUUGUCGCUGCUGGAGGAGUUAAAAAAAGUCAUGACCCCUUCAAAAUCAAACUAUGGAGACUGCAUCAGGGGGGCCCUUCUUAACCGGGAAAUAAAUCUUGCAUGCGAACUCUUUCAUGAGAUGCUAGCUAAGGACCUGGUGCCAAACCUGGAUACCUUACAGAUUUUCUUCGACACUGGCAAACGUGUGAAGGAUGACAUUUUGAAAACCGAACUCAUGCACAUCCUCUCCUACUUAAGAGAUAAUCAAGUAUAUCCUGGGGAAGCUUUAAUGCAGAGUAUAAAGCAGUGGUUUGAAAGUAUUCCAGGAGAAAACUGGAAAGGAAGCUUAACCAGCAUCAAACAUAGUGGGCAGUGCCCAUCUUGUAAUCAGUCCUUGGAAGGUAUUAACCUGAGUCCAGAAGAAUACAACACACUCAAGGAAAGAAUAAUAAAGGACGUGAUACAAGGGACUGAUACGUUUAGGAAAACAACCCCCCAGGAACUUGAAGAAUUUCAGACAUUUGUGAAUCAAUGUCCCCCUUUUGAUAUUGUGAUUGAUGGACUCAAUGUUAGCAGAGUUUACAACAAAGCCACUCCAUCUCAAACUCUGCUGAAUGUGGUCAGCUACCUAGCACAGCAGAAUCCACGGAUGCUUAUACUGGGACGCAAACACAUGCAGAAGCAAUAUUCUCAGUGGCACAGAAAUCAUAUGGCUGCUCUGCAGAAGAAGGCAUACUUCUUCUUUACUGAAAACAUGUCUGAAGACGAUCCAUUCCUGCUCUAUGCCACUCUUCACUCAGGAAGUCACUGUAGAUUUGUUACCAGAGAUCUGUUACGUGAUCAUAAGGCUUGUCUCUCUGAUAGUCUAACUCGACGGCUGUUCUUUAAAUGGCAGCGGGGACAUCAGAUGGUGCUAUCUGACUACAUACCAGGAAAGAGGAUAAAGUUUGAGUCUGUAUUUAAUUAUGAUACAAUCGUACAGACUACAGGUAACACAUGGCAUAUUCCCUAUGAUGACAACAUCUUGGAAAGAUCUUCUUAUGAAGUGCCUACAAAAUGGCUUUGUCUUCAACAGAAAUAAAGGAUGCAUUUCUCCAAACAAAAAUGUACACAUGGCACUGUUGUCUCAAAUAAAGCAGAUACUUAAUGUACCUAUUAUGGAAUUCAUGUUCUGUUGCAAGAGACCUACAUUUGAUCGAAUCCCGGAAACUUAUCAACUCAUAUUUUAUUAUUUCUAUAAUGUAUUGGAAAUGGAGAAUAUUAUAUAACCAAUUUUAAAAUAAAAAAAAUUAUUUCAUCUUUGAUUUUUGAUUUCUGUGUUAAAAAAAGAUUCCUGAUUUUUACCAAUGUGUCUAUUUCAGACAUUUUGUUCUGAUGACUUCUUUCCCAGAAACUCUGCACAGGUGCUUCUCUGCACCAAUAUUUCUUUGUUUAUGAUGAAGAAAGUGUUACCCACUUACUUUAGUAGUACUGCCCAUAUUCUCCCAAGUUCUCAGUUGGGGACCUCUGUGACUUGCUGCUGCUGCUGCUACUACUGUUUUACUAGAGGCGGUGGAGGACUUUCGGGUUAUAUACAUGCCAUUUGCAGGGUCCCACCACAAGGAGAAGGGGACGACAGAAGACGAGAUGGUUGGAUAGUGUUCUCGAAGCCACCAAAAUGAGUCUGACCAAACUGCGGGAGGCAGUGGAAGACAGGAGUGCCUGGCGUGCUCUGGUCCAUGGGGUCACGAAGAGUCGGACACGACUAAACAACCACCACCACAUUUUACCAAGAAGUGAGCCACCAAGAAAUAUACACCAGAGAAGGGGUGGUUGGUUCAAUGCUUCUGAUUUUCAUCAAUGGGGCUCAACGAACAGCCUACAGUACAAUAUAAGGCGGCAUUAAAAAGGGACUAACCUUAAACCUUCACUAAAAUGGGCACGUACUAUGACAUAUAUUUUGAUGGUCCUUUACACUGUGCAGGCCUUAGAACUGGGAGGGUUGUUGCGACGGAUGGGCCCUUUAACUGCCUGCAUAGAAACGUUUUCCGCAGGCACAGGAGUCGCCCGCUUGAACUUCGCGCAUCCCUUCAGAAAGCGGAGCCAAGGAGACGAAGGAAGCCUCGUCUUUGCGCAUGCUCGAAAGCCUGGCGGUAGCUGGGGGGAGGUUUACGCUACUCUCCGGCCCGCUCAAUCUUGCUACGCUUGCGCGAUGUAGACAAUGAC
This is a messenger RNA of Zootoca vivipara (common lizard), 3242 nucleotides long. Lineage: Eukaryota; Metazoa; Chordata; Lepidosauria; Squamata; Lacertidae. The record is from RefSeq and is a predicted model, not a curated record.